Molecule: messenger RNA, 978 nt
Organism: Penicillium roqueforti
Lineage: Eukaryota; Fungi; Ascomycota; Eurotiomycetes; Eurotiales; Aspergillaceae
Exons: 1
Coding region: 1-978 (325 amino acids)
Source: RefSeq, a predicted model, not a curated record
AUGGGGAAGAACAUUCGUUUGACCUUUGCAUGCGGUCCUUACGACCGUAUGGAUCCUCUAGCUAACAAGGCUGUCGACCCUGUCGGAAUUGAUCUCAACUACAUCACGAUUAAUCAUCCGCGGGAAAUCUUUGACCGGAUGAUCAGAGGCAUGGAGUUCGAUUUAUCUGAAAUGUCCAGCUCGGAGUAUGUUUGCCGAUACGCGGCUGGUGAACGAGACUUGGUUGGCAUUCCGGUGUUUCCCUCGAGGGCUUUCCGCCAUAGUUGCAUCGUGGUCAACUCAGACAUUAUCUCAAGCCCAUCCGACCUCAAUGGCAAAAGGAUAGGUGUCCAGGUGUACACUAUGACCGCAGCUGUUUGGAUUAGAGGGGUUCUGCAGGAUGCAGGAGUCGAUCUAUCUACGAUUACUUGGAUUGAAGGAGACCUAGUCAAACCUGGUUCCCACGGUCAACCCAAGACAAAGCCGCUGCUCCGUCCAGUGUCCCGAGUCCCAAAUGAAAGCCCGAAGUCGCUCAGUCAACUUCUUGAAGAGGGUGAGAUUGCAGCCACAAUUGGCGCUCACGCUCCGCCAUGCCUCGCAAAAGCAUCCCAUAUUCGACAUUUGUUCCCGAAUAUUCGCGAAACCGAGAAAGAAUACUACCAGAGGACUGGAAUCUUCCCUAUCAUGCAUCUUGUCGUCAUCAAGAGAGCGGUUGUGGAAAAGCAUCCUUUCGUCCCGCGGAGUUUAUUCCAGGUAAUGAAUGAGUCCAAAAACAUUGCUCUGCGUUCAAUGAGACUUGCAUCAACUUAUCGGUAUAUGUUGCCGUUCCUCUCAUCCGACCUCGAAGAGAUAGAACAACUAUUUGGUGGUGAUCCAUGGCCUUACGGAAUCGAGUCUAAUCGCACAGUUUUGGAAGCGCUGGUGAACUUGCUGUAUGACCAAGCUAUGAUUUCUCGCAGGAUUUCACUUGAGGAGUUAUUUCCAUUCCCUUGUGAAUAA